Messenger RNA from Sodiomyces alkalinus F11, 1140 nucleotides. Its product is annotated as kinase-like protein. The transcript is spliced from 3 exons. Lineage: Eukaryota; Fungi; Ascomycota; Sordariomycetes; Glomerellales; Plectosphaerellaceae. Gene Ontology annotation, biological process: protein phosphorylation. The coding region runs from base 1 to 1140 and encodes 379 amino acids. Gene Ontology annotation, molecular function: protein kinase activity; ATP binding. The record is from RefSeq and is a predicted model, not a curated record.
AUGUCCACCCCCUCCGCCCCACAGUCCGUCGUCAAUGGGGCGCCGUCGGGUAAAACGUCAAACGUGACCCCGCGCGUCCGUUUCCAUGCCAUCGACGACGCGGAGGGAAUUUGGAGGUACAGCGCCGGGGGCUACCUCCCUGUGGCCGUUGGUGACCGACUCGGCGAUCGUUAUCAAGUCGUCCAUAAGCUUGGCCAUGGCAGCUACUCGACGGUCUGCACUGCAGAUGCAAGCCCGCGCGAAUCCGAGAUCCUGUCCCUCUUGGGGAAGAGUCCGUUAGACGGCACCGCUAGCCACGUCGUCGCCGGCGGAAAGGAAAUGAUCCCAUCGGUUCUCGACGAAUUCCGCGUCACUGGCCCGCAUGGCACGCACACAUGCCUAGUCACUCCGCCUGCGAGAUCAAGUGUGGCACAGACGCGCCUGAGCUCGUUCAACCGCCCAUUUCGACUGGAUGUGGCCCGCGCCAUUGCCGCGCAGCUCAUACUCGCUGUCUCAUACAUACACAGCAAAGGCAUCGUCCACGGCGAUCUUCAUUUGGGAAACGUGCUCCUCAAGAUGCCCCUAGAUUUUGCCCGCCUAUCUGACGAAGAGCUGUACGAGGAGUGGGGGGGGCCGGAGCUCGAGCCUGUCACCACAUUCAACGGUGCGCCGAUUCCGCCUGGUGUGCCGUCACAUGCUGUCCUUCCCAUCAAUCUCAUUACCCGCUGCGAUGAGCUACCCCUCGCGGAUGCUCACAUCGUAGUGACAGACUUCGGCGAGGCAUUCUUCCCUGCGCGGGAAUCAAAAACCGAGUGCAGUACACCGACGCACUGUCGCCCACCAGAGUGUCGGUUCGAGCCCUUAGAGCCGCGGUCGUUCCCGAGCGAUAUCUGGACCCUCGCUUGCUCAGUCUGGGGUAUCAUCGGUCAGCGAUCGCUGUUCGAGAUGAUCAUGAGCAGCGAGGAUGAUACGACCGUGCUGCAGGUCGACGCGCUUGGAAAGCCCCCAGAUAACUGGUGGGAGCGGUGGGAUGCACGACUGGAUAACUUCACCGAGGACGGCCAGCCGAAGAACGAUAGGCCGGAUCCUAUCAGCACGCUCGAAAGCGAGUUCAGAGCGCGAUACAGAGGAGGCGUCGAGAGUCUGGAAUGGAGAUCAUAG